This is a messenger RNA of Oncorhynchus tshawytscha (Chinook salmon), 2434 nucleotides long. It is a transcript of the gene smpd1, whose product is annotated as sphingomyelin phosphodiesterase 1. Lineage: Eukaryota; Metazoa; Chordata; Actinopteri; Salmoniformes; Salmonidae. The transcript is spliced from 9 exons. Bases 422 to 2263 code for a protein of 613 amino acids. Gene Ontology annotation, cellular component: lysosome. Gene Ontology annotation, molecular function: acid sphingomyelin phosphodiesterase activity. The record is from RefSeq and is a predicted model, not a curated record. Gene Ontology annotation, biological process: ceramide biosynthetic process; sphingomyelin catabolic process.
AUCUCUGUACUGGCUCAUAAAACAAGGCAGUCAUCGGGCCAUUCGUCUGUGUUUGUUUGUUGUUCAGCAGUUUUAGGGUGUUAGACCCGAAGGUUGCUCUCUCGAUUCAGCAGCACUCGAGUUUGUCACUUAUCGAUUAUAUUUAUUGCAGCGCUGUAGACUUUUAUAAAGAGGGAAACAAAGCUGUCAUCACAGCGCUUCCUGGUUUUUUUAUUACAUCGGUGUCGCAACCAAACAGAACACAACAGCUGCGAAUGCAAACUUGGUUAUUGCGUGAUAGCUGACUAGUUAACUAAGCAACUAGAGGUUUUAGAAAAAAGCAAUUUGGAUGGUUUAUUUGUGUAACUUAUUUUUCAACUAUUGGACUGAAACAUUGUUUUGAAUCCCUUUCGGCGAGCUGACUUCGCUGUUGAGCAGAACAAUGCGCUUCGCACCUAUCCCCUGCGCCGUGGGGUUGCUGUAUUGUGUUCUGGUGUUGUGCUCGCUACCGUUGGGGACCUCGUUCCCCGUGCAGGACGAGGGGAAACCGGGCAUAACGUUUCUGGAAGAGGUCGGGCGUCUCCGGGUCGGGUUCAACUGGCGGAACCUGACCUGUCCGGUGUGCAAAGUCCUCUUCACCAUCCUGGAUGUCGCUCUGCUGAGUGACGUUAAUGAGGAACGUGUUGCGCGGGCUGUGGGUGAGGCCUGUAUCCGUCUCCACCUGGCUGAAGAGCGGGUCUGUCGUCAAAUCACAGAGCUGUUCAGAGAUGACUUCAUCAGGGCCUUGCAACAGUCUCUGUUGUGGCCGUCUGAGGCCUGUGCCCUGCUGGUUGGGAGGUCAUGCGGACGCUUCGAUAUCUAUGCCCCCUGGAACGUAACCCUACCCCGGAUCCCCAAACCCCCAGUCACCCCGCCCUCACCCCCCAAGCCUGGAGCACCACAGAGCAGGGUCCUCUUCCUCACAGACAUACACUGGGAUCAGGACUAUGCAGUGGGCAGCUCUGCUGACUGUAAGGACCCGCUGUGCUGUCGUAAUGAGUCUGGAUCUCCCAGCUGGAAUCAGAGAGCCGCUGGGUUCUGGGGCUCCUACAGUAAAUGUGACCUGCCCCUGAGAACUGUGGAGAACAUGUUGGAGAACGCAGCGCGAACCGGACCGUGGGACUGGGUCUACUGGACAGGAGACAUACCUGCUCAUAACAUCUGGUCUCAAACCAGGAAGCAGCAACUGUCUGAACUCACCGUAAUCACCAGACUGAUACACAGACACCUAGGUAACUUGAAGGUGUACCCGGCGAUCGGUAACCAUGAGAGCACCCCGGUCAACAGUUUCCCCCCGCCGUUCGUCCAUGGCAACCGGUCGUCACGCUGGCUCUAUGACACCAUGGCCGAGGAGUGGGCGCCAUGGUUACCAGAACAGGCCCUGAAGACUCUUAGGCAUGGUGGGUUCUACACGGUAGAGGUCCAGCCAGGUCUUCGAGUGGUGUCUCUGAACAUGAACUUCUGUGCCAGGGAAAAUUACUGGCUGAUGGUCAACUCUACUGACCCUGCUAACCAGCUCCAGUGGCUGAUCCACAUACUACAGGCCAGUGAAGAGAAGGGAGAGAGGGUCCACAUCAUCGGUCACAUCCCCCCUGGUCUCUGUUUGAGCAGCUGGAGUUGGAACUACUACCACAUCAUCAACCGGUAUGAGGGUACGAUCACGGGUCAGUUCUUCGGCCACACGCACAUGGAUGAGUUUCAGAUGUUUUAUGAUGAGGCGACGAUGACUAGGGCUGUGGGCGUGGCCUUCAUCGCUCCCUCCAUCACCACCUAUGUCAACCUCAACCCAGGUUACCGGGUCUACCUGGUCGACGGUAACUACAAGGGCAGUUCCCGGUUUGUUCUGGACCACGAGACUUAUAUCUUAAACCUUACAGAGGCUAACCGACAGCCUGAAGGGGGGGUCUCCUCCCUGCUCCCCACCACCUCACAACACGCCAUCUUCCACCCUGACCCAAACCCCAAAUGGACCCUCCUCUACCGUGCUUCCGACGCCUACGGCGUCUCAUCCCUGUUCCCGUCGGACUGGGACGGGCUGAUCAGGACCUUCCUCCAGGACGACCGUGUGUUUCAGCGGUUCUGGUACCUCAGACAUAAAGGCCAUGUGUCAGAGCCCUGUAUAGACGCCUGCAAGACAACCGUUGUCUGUUUCCUACGUUCAGGCAGAUAUGACGAGCUGGAGCAGUGUGACCUGUUGGAGUUCGGUGGAGAUAUGGUUUCAGCUGUUAGGAAGACACUAUGUUGAAUAGAGAUUGGGGGGGGUCAAGACAUUGAAUGUGAUUCUGGGUAAGUGAAAUGUCAUGGAACACAGGUUGAACCAAAAGAACCAGACCAUCAACCAGUCUGUCCAAUCAGUAUCUGUGUUGUCAGAGGACAUUUACUGCUAGUGAAUGUCAAAAUAAUGGGAAGGGGGGAA